Diabrotica virgifera virgifera (western corn rootworm) is the source of this 2602-nucleotide messenger RNA. RefSeq lists its product as uncharacterized. The transcript is spliced from 4 exons. Lineage: Eukaryota; Metazoa; Arthropoda; Insecta; Coleoptera; Chrysomelidae. The record is from RefSeq and is a predicted model, not a curated record. Bases 416 to 2602 code for a protein of 728 amino acids.
CUUGCUGAGAACAUUAGUGACGUAACUCAAAAAAUACCAAUUUUGACUUAACCUAUUAGACAUACUCCUAAUAUUGAACUUGAUGUUAUGCUUUAAUGACGGAAGUAUAAUUCUACUAUAAACCACUUGAUGGCGCUAUACGUCAGUAAUAUUUUGUGACUUUUAGUUCCACUUCUGCAUGCAUCAGUGGCGGAAGUCAGUGUACGCUGGACAGUGACGACAGAUUGAGCAUAAGCUUAGACACUUAGUGACGAACCUUGACUUACGUCAGUAGUGCAAUAACUUGAGGCAUUAUAUAUCAACCUAAGGAAGACGAGUUCGUGCUUUACGUCAGUAGUGCGUGAUAGUUAGUCUUAAUAUACCGUUGACUUAAAAUAUUUUGUCUCAAUUUUUUGUCAAACAAUUUGUCUCAAAAAUGAGUACAAGGGGAGAGAAGAUGCUCUUAGCAUCAGGAAUAAAGUUGCGACGCGUACAAAGAAAUGAACAAGGAGAAUCUAAUUGGAUAAUUGAUGACAUAAAUAUGCCAAGCUCCAGCCAGGUACCUGAAUCAUUGCAAACAAUUAAUAUGCCAAGCUCCAGCCAGGUAAUACCUGAAUCAUUGCAAACAAUUAAUAUAGAAGAUGUUAUUUCCGAUGAAUCUUCAGGUAACGUACAUGGAGAUAUUGCGAACGAGAUAAACACUGAAAAUACAUCAUCUGUUUCAUCAGCAUCAUCUACCUGUUCGUCGGCUUGUUCUACCUGUUCGUCGGCUUGUUCUACCUGUUCGUCGGCUUGUUCUACCUGUUCGUCGGCUUGUUCUACCUGUUCGUCGCCAAUUGAUGACAGUGACAAUGAUAGUAAUUACGCACCUAGUAAUGAGGACUCGACAGACGAUGACGAUGAAAGUCCAACUAGACAGUCUGCAAGUAUGGAAUCAACCAAUAUUACGGAAGUAAGUCCUAAAACCAAGUCAAGAAAGCGAGCUAGAAAUCCUGGACGUUGGAAGAGGAAUACCUGCAAAAGACUAAGAAACACUGGUAAGGAGUAUAAAACUUUGUCAAAGGGUAAAUUAAUUGCUGCAAGGAAGAUUCUUCCUCCCUGUAGUACAAAAUGUAUACGUAAGUGUACCACAAAAUUUAGUGAAGAAGAGAGAAAGUUGUUAUUUGACAGUUUUUGGGGAUUGGCAGAUUUACACAGUCAAAGGUCUUAUGUAUUAAACUGCAUGCGUCCUAUUCAGAAGAAAUAUAUUAAAGUAGUAUCUACUAACACAAGGCCGCGAGGACUAAAUAACGCUUACUACUUUACAAAAGAAGACGAACCUCGUCAAGUUUGUCAAAAAUAUUUUAUAUCUACAUUAGGGAUCACUGAAAGAUUCAUUAGAACCACAGCUUCAAAACAACAAGACGGAUUUUUGGAAAGUGAAAAGAGGGGUAAAAUAGGCAAAAAUAAGGUACCCGAAGAAAUAAAAAAAGAUAUGCAUGAACACUUGUCGUCAAUACCUGCAGUAGAGAGUCAUUACACAAGAGCGAAUACUCAGAAAAAGUAUAUCGAUGGAGGCAAGACAGUGAUGGAUCUGUACCGUGAUUACGUUCAGUGGUGUAAUGAUAGUGGGAAAAAUCAUGGAAAGUUGUCUAUGUACAGGCAUAUGUUCAAUUAUGAUUUUAACAUGUCAUUUCAUACACCAAAGAAGGACCAGUGCCUUACAUGUACAACUUAUGAGAACUCUGAUCUGGAUGGUAAAAAUGCCCUUAAAAAUGAUUACGAAUCUCAUAUUCUAGAAAAGAACUUAAGCAGAGAAGAAAAAAAUGCAGACAAAAGCAAUAUUGGCAACUUAUUUCACGUAGCUUGUUUCGAUUUACAAGCAGCACUACCACUUCCUAAAGGUGACGUUUCAGCCUUUUAUUAUAAGUCUCGUUUAAAUUGCUACAAUUUUACAGUUUGUAGCCUUCAACAUAAAGGACUUGGUCCUGUAGAGUGCUAUAUUUGGCAUGAGGGAGAAGGGAAUCGUGGAUCCGUUGAAAUAGGUUCUUGCCUACUUAAAUAUCUAAGAAAAACGGCUAAUGAAGCUGACUCUGAAAAUUUGGAAGUAGUCUUCUUUUCAGAUAACUGUGGAGGACAAGGCAAAAAUAAAUUUGUUGUAACCACCUUUUUGUAUGCAGUUACUAAUUUCAAAAUAAAAAGUAUUGUCCAUAAAUUUUUUGAAGUGGGACAUGGGCAAAACGAAGGUGACAGUAGUCACUCCAUAAUUGAAAAAAACAUUAAAAUAGCUUUGAAAUCUGGCCCCAUUUUCCUACCAGCUCAAUACUCAGCAAUCAUAAGUACUGCAAGUAAAACAGGAAGUACGUUUAAAAUUAAUGAAAUGUCUCAUAAUGAGUUUGUUGACUUAAAAAAAAUGACAUCCGAUUGUACUAAUCAGCCAUUUAAUGUAAAUAUUAAUGGCGAAAAGUUUAAUUUUAAUGAUAUAGUUAUGAUUAAAGUCGACAAAAAUUGUUGUUCAUAUUUGGAUACUAUUAAAAUUAAUAAGAAAAAGUAUGAGGACCUACAAACCCUCGUCCAAAACAAAUCUAUACCGCCUAUACAUGCUCCCUUCUUCAGUGCAUUAAAUUAUAAGGUCGCAGAAUAA